AUGGAUCCGUUGCUGGUGCAGUCGUGUGUGGUAGUCGAAGCGUUGAAGUGCAUCCGUAUCAGAUUGUUAUGUGUCCAAGAAAACCCAGCAAAUAGGCCUAUUAUAUCAUCUGUAGCUAUGAUGCUAAAAAGCGAUACUGUGACACUUCCUCAACCAACUCUGCCUGCAUUCUCCGUUGGAAGACUAGCAUUGAAGUUAGAUCAGUCCUCACCAAAUGAGAUUUACUUCGAUUCAUCUGGGAGUAACCAUGAACCUAAGAACUUCCUUGUUCCUAUUCCGAAAAUGCAUUUUGAGAAAUUGAGGGUGAACUUCUUAGGAGGUUCCAAAGCUUUAAUGUCCAAAGAGAAGGGAGAGGAAACGUGCCGAUCUAGUGCUUGGUACAAAGAUCAUGAGGACGAAGAGGAUACUCCGUCUACUGGCUAA
Molecule: messenger RNA, 423 nt
Organism: Camellia sinensis
Lineage: Eukaryota; Viridiplantae; Streptophyta; Magnoliopsida; Ericales; Theaceae
Source: RefSeq, a predicted model, not a curated record